Messenger RNA from Harmonia axyridis, 1114 nucleotides. RefSeq lists its product as uncharacterized. The coding region runs from base 67 to 936 and encodes 289 amino acids. The transcript has 2 exons. NCBI's taxonomy places the organism in Eukaryota, Metazoa, Arthropoda, Insecta, Coleoptera, Coccinellidae. The record is from RefSeq and is a predicted model, not a curated record.
UUUAUUACUCUAUGAUCUAACCCUACAAACCUACAUAUCAAACUGAUGUCACGUCGUACCUAAAAAAUGCCAAUACGUUACAUCCACCGGCAGUUCUUGGAAGCGACGCCCAAGAAGCCAGAGGAAGUCAGAUUGAUCUGGAACUUCGUUCACAUCCUGCUCCUCUCCCUCACCGCCUUCAGUGGAUGGGUGGCAGCCUAUUCCUUCGGUCUCUACCUCGGGAAUUUCAAAUUCCAGUGCAUCCUCUUCGCCAAGCUGAUGGUGGUCACAGAACAUAGUGUCAAAAAGCACAACCUGACCAUAUUUUCCAACGCAUCGCUAUGGGAUGCUGUAUUGCCGAGGAGUGCAGGGCAUGAAAUCGAUAUAAAGAGGUCCAGAUGGGGCGAACCCAGACUUUGCGAUUUCGUGCAGUUUCUACACGUCGCAUCUAUGCUUAGCUCUUUGAUCUGGAUCGUAUUUUUUUCGAUUUCUGGCAGGGGUAGUACCGUGCUGCAGAGGCAGAUUAUUGGUAAACCUCACAGGUUGGUCUUUCCAUUUCUAACCUGGAGCAUAGUGUCCGCCCUAGCGAUUUUCGUCACCAACUCAACCUUAACAGGUGGACUCAUCAACUUCUGCAGCAUCAUCGAACACUCCAACGGCAACAAGGAGGUUGAGAUAUGUUUCGGCACCUUCAUAGAGUCCUACAGGAUAUUUUUCGGAAGCCAACAGGGUUCCAAAUUGUUCGGCCUCUUUCUUAUAACGAAAUUUGCCGGAUAUAUAGGGUUCAUAGUCUGGAUCUGCAACGCUUUCUGGUCCUGUCUUCGAGUCUACUUAAUCAUCGAUUUUAAAUUCUACAUGGUGACUGUUUGGAAAUAUGCACCUGAUCGUGAUGAUCGUGAAGAUAGUAGGUUUAGACGCAAGAAGAGUGUUACUUUUUACGAAAAAGAGAAGGAAUAAAGAUAUCUCUAUAUGAUGUGGCUAUUUGACUGCAUUGAGCCCUAGACGUCUAUCAUCAUUAUUCUUUUUUAUUGGACAUUUUAAUGGUGAUUGGAAGUAAAAUACGACAUAGUAGCCUUAACCUUUAUCAUAUAAUAUAUGUCCUGUAUAUAUCAAUAUGAAUAAAUUUUCACUUCAC